Molecule: messenger RNA, 2326 nt
Organism: Hirundo rustica (Barn swallow)
Lineage: Eukaryota; Metazoa; Chordata; Aves; Passeriformes; Hirundinidae
Product: pleiotropic regulator 1-like
Exons: 2
Coding region: 192-1808 (538 amino acids)
Biological process (GO): mRNA splicing, via spliceosome
Cellular component (GO): catalytic step 2 spliceosome; Prp19 complex; precatalytic spliceosome
Molecular function (GO): protein binding
Source: RefSeq, a predicted model, not a curated record
GCAGGGCAUCCUGUUUCUACUGGAUUCUCAGUGAAAGACUGGACCUCCAGAGGAAAGCUGUUCCCUUCUAGAGGAUCUCUGCAUCGGCGGAGGACUGCAGCAAACCAUUGCCUGGAUUGCGACCAGCACUCUGACCAACGGGGUUAUAUCCUGACCUUGUCUGUUUGACCGGAGCAGAGGAGAGCCGUGGGAUGGACGCGGGCAAGGCGAUGGAUGUGGCUCCACAGCAGCUGUGCCGGGGAUGCACCGAUGGUGCCAUGACGGGACAAGUCCCAAAGAAUUCUGAGCACCCAUCUGUGUUCAGGUCUUUGAAGAGAACCCAUGACAUGCUUGCAGAUGAUCAUGCCAACCCUAUCCCGUUGGAUGAAGAAAGUCACAGGGUGAGAAGGGCAGGCAGGCUGGGCACAGAGUACGGCUCAGUGUUACACUUGCCCGCACUCCAGCAGAACCUGCAGGAGAAAGGAGGCCCCAGCACCUCAUGGGAUCCCUAUGGACACCAGCAGCCUCCUGCAGAUGGAGGACAAGAAGUUGUGUACAUGAUAACUGUCAGAUACCCGUGCCCGUCUGUGCCUGGUGUGCCCUUGACAGCAUAUACAAAGGUGCAGAGGUUGACAAGUGAACCUGCAGCACCGUCCCAAGCUUUAGCACCUCCUGCUUCCCAGGAAAUGCAUGGAAACUGGACAGCUGCUGGUGUGGGUGACACUUACAGGCCUGCUGGGAUAUCUGAGCCUUUGCAACCUACUGCGAUGUCUGCGGCUGUGAGGGAAGAUGGUGAGUACAAAAAUUCCGCAUACAGGCUGAAGCCCGUUUCAACCGUGCGCAACCAUCCGUGGCACCAACCUUGGACACUGUCCAGAGUUAUCAGAGGUCACCAGGCCUGGGUGAGAUGUAUUGCAGUAGAACCAAGAAAUGAGUGGUUUGUUACCGGCUCUUCUGACAGAACCAUCAAGAUUUGGGACCUUGCAAGCUGCGAAAUGCUAUUGUCUUUGGGGGGGCACAAGGGCGCUAUACAAGGUGUGACGCUCAGCCCAAAGACCUCACACCUCUUUUCUUGUGGAGGAUGCUCAGAAGUGAAAUGCUGGGAUCUUGAAUACCGGAAGGUCGUCCGACAAUACGAUGGUCAUGUAGGCGUUGUCUAUGGCUUAGACUUGCAUCCAACAAUGGACGUGCUGGUGACCUGCAGCAGAGAUUUAACAACACGGGUUUGGGAUGCGAGGUCAAAAAGUCAAGUGCACACACUGAAAGGACACACAGAUUCAGUAGCAGCUGUCAAGUGCCAUGCUACAGAAGCCCAAAUUAUUACAGGCAGUUAUGAUAGUACCAUACGGAUCUGGGACUUGGCAGCAACAAAAACUCGUCUUACUUUAACGCAUAACAAGAAACCUGUGAGAACAAUCCUGCUGGAUCCGACGUGCAGCACGCUUGCAUCUGGUUCUCUUGCUGAGAUCAAGCGGUGGAAAUUGCCAGAUGGAGACUUGAUUCAGACCAUCACUGGUCACAACGCUGCUAUGAACACGCUGGCUGUAAGUUCCAAUGAUGUUCUGGUCUCUGGAGCUAGUGAUGGCUCUAUGCAUGCUUGGGACUGGACAACUGGAAGCCAUUUCCAGAAAAUAAAGUCUGGUGAGCGAACAGAUUAUUUGGACAGAGCUUCAGGAAUAUUUGCUUGUGUUUUUGACCAGUCAGGAAGCAGAUUGCUAACGGCUGAAGCUGAUAAAACCAUCCACAUAUACACAGAAGAUUUUACUAUACCUAAAUACACCUGUCGUGUCUCCAUGAAAAAACAACCUAGAAGGAGGAAGCGAUUUUAGUGGAAUAUAUGCACAAUUUGUUGCUAUUUUGAAAUGUUUUAGAAUAUAUUAUAUUUUUAUUUUAACAUUUUAUAAUAAAGUUUAUUUUUUUUAGAAAAAAACACAAAAAUGCUUUCAUAAGGCUCUUCUUUUAUAAUUCUUCUACCUGUCUAUGACAUGGGUUCAGUUCAAAGAGGUUUGAAAAGACCUCUGAAAUGGCAUUUAAAUAAAAUUCCCUGGUACCUCUCAAAAGCAGAAAUCAGGUGGAAUGAAGAACCCAUUCCAUGCUGGAAAAACAAAGGACACAGUAUCUCUCUACAAGGCAGGUGAGACGAAAGUGCUCACUGAUUCCAGUCCUUGGGUGAAAAAAUGGAGCAGCACACACACAGAGACAGUCACAGAAAAGGUGAAUUUUUGAGGUGAAUUUAUUACCCCACUGAAUUCUGCCAGGGCUCCUGUGCACACCCCCAUUUGUUUGUUCCAGAUGAGAGAUGUUUGUUCUUCACCAUCCCCCUCCCAGCAAAGCACAGACCUCCCUU